Molecule: messenger RNA, 1169 nt
Organism: Doryrhamphus excisus (bluestripe pipefish)
Lineage: Eukaryota; Metazoa; Chordata; Actinopteri; Syngnathiformes; Syngnathidae
Gene: asgr1a
Product: asialoglycoprotein receptor 1a
Source: RefSeq, a predicted model, not a curated record
UAUUGGUCGGUUCAAAGUUCGUGCGGCGGUCAGUCACCUUCAGCUUGUGUUAACGUUUGCCGUCAGUGCUCCUUUUUGUCACGACCAAGACGAGCACAGCGAAGAAAAGAAGCCAAUUACCAUGACAACUGAAUACCAUGAUGAUGUAGAAGAGGACAGCAGAUCCUUCUGGACCAAAGACCCCCCCCGUGUCCCUCGCUCAGGUGCAUCCAUGCUCAGGCGCUGCUUGUUUCCUGUUCUGACCGCAGCAGCCAUCUUGGUUCUGACUAUUGUACUGGGAGCCAGCUACUCCAGUUUGUCAAGCCGUUUAUGGUCAGUAGAGAAAAAUAUUUCCAACGUCAGCCAAUCACUGCAGAGCAUCCAGCAGCUCGCCAAAGACGGCGCCAAAGACGUGGAGCGGCUGAAAUUUGCCAUAGAGAACAACAAAGAAGAAAUCAGCUCAGCCUCGGAGGCUCUGAAGCAGCUUUCCGCUCUAGACACCAUCAGCAGGACGGUAGCGUCACUCAAAUGCUCCAUGGAACGCAUCAUCAACAAUGGUUCCACGAAGGAUGGCUGCUGUCCUGUUGGCUGGCAGAGCUCCCAUUCCAGCUGUUACUUCUUCAGCCGCAACCUCCUGACAUGGCAUGACGCAAGAGACUGGUGCAACGGGCAUGAGUCGCACUUGGCCAUUUUGCUGUCUGACUCUGAGUGGGACUUUAUCCACCAACGCAUGUCGGGCCUUUUCCACUGGAUUGGACUGAGCGAUGAGAGGACGGGGAAGUGGGAGUGGGUCAAUCAUACACCUUACGUCAUGAAUCGCAGGCACUGGCGACCCGGUCAGCCUGACAGCUGGACCCAUCAUGGCCUCGGACCCGGAGACGAGGACUGCGCUCAUGUACAUAACGACGGCCGCCUCAAUGACCUACACUGCUCCAGUAAGCUGAACUUCAUCUGUCAGCGACACAGCACUUGACCACGCCUCUUCGACUGACCCAACCCCCGCCCUCUUAAACCACACCUGGCCACACCCCUUUCACUCAUAACCCCUGGAUACCCCAUAACCUGGUCACUUUACCACGCCUUCACCCACCGACCCAUGCACCGGACCACGCCACUUCAUCCACCCGUAUGUCCACCCGCUUGAGUGCACCCGCAGCCUGACCAAACGCAGACAAUAAAAAGAUAAACAA